Sorex araneus (European shrew) is the source of this 1048-nucleotide messenger RNA. It is a transcript of the gene MRAP, whose product is annotated as melanocortin 2 receptor accessory protein. Gene Ontology annotation, molecular function: type 4 melanocortin receptor binding; type 3 melanocortin receptor binding; type 1 melanocortin receptor binding. NCBI's taxonomy places the organism in Eukaryota, Metazoa, Chordata, Mammalia, Eulipotyphla, Soricidae. Gene Ontology annotation, cellular component: plasma membrane; endoplasmic reticulum. Gene Ontology annotation, biological process: protein localization to plasma membrane; regulation of adenylate cyclase-activating G protein-coupled receptor signaling pathway. The record is from RefSeq and is a predicted model, not a curated record. The transcript is spliced from 3 exons. The coding region runs from base 366 to 821 and encodes 151 amino acids.
UAAAGCUUUCCUUCCGAGAGCGAGCGGGGGGCCAAUCUCCCAAGCCCCGAUGGCCGUGGGGUCUCCGAGGGUGCCCCCGGGCGGUGCCUUGGGUCCUGACGCAGAGCUGAACCGGACCCUCUCGCCCGCAGCGCUGUAGCUCUGGGAAGGACCCCAGCCAAGGAGGGGCCGCCUGGAGAGCGGCGCGCGCCCCUGCUGACCUUUCUCCCAGCCCCAGAGCGCGAGCGAGCUGAGCGCCGGCAGGCCUUGGGCAGAGACCCGCGGGAACAGGCGAGCCACUGCGAAGAAGAAAUCGGUGCCUCCUCCCCUGCGGCUCCCGGAGGACCCCCCGCCCCGCAGCUCCCCCUGCGCCAGCUCCCGCGGCCAUGGCCAGCCCCACCAACGCCUCCGCGCCCUACUACAGCUACGAGUACUACCUCGACUACCUGGACCUCAUCCCCGUGGACGAGAAGAAGCUGAAAGUCAAUAAACACUCUGUGGUCAUCGCUUUCUGGGUGGGCCUGGCGGCUUUCGUGCUCCUCCUCUUCCUCAUCCUGCUCUACAUGUCCUGGCCCGGCUCCCCACAGGCGCGCGGCCACGCCCAGCGCCCCACCACCUGCCCCUGGGCCCAGGGCCUCCACCUCCCUUUCUGUAUCCGGAGGCAGCGGCCCCAAGGGACCCCCCAGACCCCGGCCAGCUCCGUCGAGGAAGGGGGCAGCGUUGGAGGAUUGGCUGGUCCCGAGGAGGACCGGCAGGGGUCAGCAAGCCCCGCCUACGUCUCUCCCUCCACAGCCCCCCUCUGGGAGCCGGUCCUGGAUGGGAACCCCCACAGUGUCGGAUGACACCAGGAGAGUGCCCAGCACCCGAGGGGGGGGCGCGACUACCCUGGGCAGACUCAUUUGUUCCAGGGUGAACUGCCAGUGACCUUGAACCCCUGGGACAACCCCCAGUCUGCUGAGAUGGGGCCCAGCCUGGCUGACCCCACAGAGACGCCUUGGAAUGGACACCCGGUUACCACUGGACUUGCAGCUCUGCUGCUUCCAGCAGGGCAGGGAAAUAAACGUCAAUG